AUGGUCAAUUGGUCAAAUAUCCCCUUCGGCGUCCUAAUCCUCAUCGUAGGCGGGCCCGUCAAGUCCGUCGUCAUCAACACCACCUUGAACGAACCCAUCUCCGUCAUCUUCGGGCGCAUCUCCCUCGCACUCCGCGAAGACUUAACCGAGAUUUAUGUGCGCACUCUGUUCAUCAAUGGCAUCCCUAUACACGAUGAGAAUAAGCCCCUGUCGUUCCAUCGCGUCUUUGGCAACGUUAUCACCUACCGCGCAAUCAAGCCCAGAACUUGUCCUCUCCUUGUUAAAACCCUUGACGGUAACAUCCUCCCCUUCAAUUGCAACCCUAACGUCUCCACUGCAUAUGUCAAGAGUCUGAUCAGGGGAGAAACCGGCAUACCUCAGGAACUCUUUAAACUAUAUUCCUUGGAGAAGGAGCUUCAGGACUCCGAUAAUAUCCAGAACGGCGCCUUGGCCAUGUUUCCUCAAGUGCUUGUAAACGGUCCCUGCGGCACCUCAGACGCGAGGCCCGUGGGUACGUUCGAGCCAGUGGAUAUGCAGAUGAAACUGCUCACAAACACCGCUCCACCAGGACGCAAUGUUGGACGAGGAACAAAUGUUGAGUGCUGGUGCAAUUGUACCUCUGAAUACCCAGUGAUUUGCCCGCAGUUCCUUGGGCAGACUGAGGUAUCCCAAAGGAAGUUUCGAUGCCCGGUCUGCAACCAAGAGGACGGGCGCCCCAUCACGGCGGGAUUCGUGGACUGCAAGUAUCGGGUCCAUGGGAUCAAGGAUACAGGAGAACAGUAUACCUCUGACUGGAAGAUCGUCAGGCCUGAGGAUUGCUAUGAGCUGUUUGAUUCCGGCGAUCAGAUAAAGUGGCAGCGGCUGAUUAUUGAGAGUGCGAGGGUCGAUGACCUUGACAAGUGCUUGAUUUGUCUGGAACCGAUGGCCGAGACACUGGCCAAACAUCUCCAUAGCCAGCGAAAAUCAAUGGCUACUUCCACCGACGACGUCAUCGCCGACGAGCCCGGCAAGUUCAUCUCCGUUCGAUCUCAGCCUCACGAACCCAUCUUUAUGCUCCUCGAGCGUAUCGUCCAGGCCCUUCAAGAGGACGACCCCACGACCUACCAACGCUCACUCGCAAUCAACGGGAUCCCUCUCAACGACUUGGAACAGCCCCUGUUCGAGUACAUCAUCCACGGAGGCGGUCUGGCCUAUCACUCCCUGAAGAAGGGCACACAGCUGCGGAUCAAUGUCAAAACACUGACUGGCAAGACCCUUGAGUUCAACGUCAAUUAUCGAUACUCUAUCAUGUGGAUCACGAUCAUGAUCCAGAAAAAGGAAGGGAUCCCCCCAAAAUAUUAG
Molecule: messenger RNA, 1341 nt
Organism: Gamsiella multidivaricata
Lineage: Eukaryota; Fungi; Mortierellomycota; Mortierellomycetes; Mortierellales; Mortierellaceae
Exons: 2
Coding region: 1-1341 (446 amino acids)
Source: RefSeq, a predicted model, not a curated record